AUGUCCAACGUCAAGGAGCAGCUCUCGCAGGUCGCUGUUUCGGCCAAGGAGGCUGCGCAUAAUGUUGGCGAGCAAGUGUCCGACUUUUUCCAAGGGAACCCGUUUGCGACGCCGGUCGGCAAGAAAAUCGAACUGGCCACCGAUUCCAACCUGCUCGCCACCGAGAAUUGGGGCCUAAACAUGGAAAUCUGUGACUUCAUCAAUGGCUACGAGGAUGGGCCAAAGGACGCGAUUCGGGCCCUGCGAAAGCGGAUGCACACCCAGAUCGGCAAGAAUAAUACGAAUAUCAUGUACACGCUGACAGUUUUGGAGACUUGCGUCAAGAACUGUGACCAUCGUUUUCACGUGCUCGUCUGCUCCAAGGAUUUUAUCCAAGACCUCGUCAAGCUCGUCGGGCCCAAAUUUGACGCGCCGCAGAUUAUUCAGGAGCGAGUGUUGUCGUUGAUUCAGGCUUGGACAGACGCUUUCCAAAAUGUGCCCGAUCUUGUCGGGGUCCGACAGGUCUAUGACGAGCUCCGAUCGAAGGGGGUUGAAUUCCCGGCCGCCGAUUUGGACACGUUGGCACCCAUUAUUACACCGAAACGGACCGUGUACCCGGAGCCCCAACAGCAACCAGCCGCCCAGGCCUGGCAAGACCCGGCAGCCGAUGCCGCCGCAGCGCCGCCAGCUGGAAGAAGUCGACAGACCUACCAAGUCGCUCCCCAUUCUGAAGUCCCGUUAGAGGCAUCAGCCGAGCAACUCGCCAAAUUGCGUCAGGACAUCGAUGUGGUCAACUGCAAUUUGAAGGUGUUCCGCGAGAUGCUGACCGAAAUCACGCCCAACAAAGUGUCCGACGAUGAGCUGCAGCUUAUCCUGGAGCUCAACCAGACCUGUCGCCAGAUGCAGCAGCGAGUGUUGGAGUUGAUUGGACAAGUGACCAAUGAUGAAGUUACAAGCGAACUCCUGCUGGUCAACGACGAGUUCAACGGCGCCUUCGAGAAGUUUGAGCGCUUCAUGGCGAACAAGGAGAAAGAAGAGCCCGCACAACAAGCCGCCGCCCCAUCUGAUAGUCUAAUUGAUCACCCGACCGCCGCCUCGGUAGCUGAUCAACUGAGCGGACUGAAAAUGUCAACGGCUGCCAGUUCAUCUUCGACAGCUGAAGCCUACAAAGCCAAUGCUGAGCCCCAAGCAGCUGUCGGGCUACGAACCGUUGUUAACGACAAAACGGCAGCCGUCAGCGAUCAGGAAGCAGCGGAAAUGGCGGCGUGGUUGAACAUGCAGGGGAAGCCACAAGAACCCCACGACCCGGAGAACGACAAGCUG
This is a messenger RNA of Mesorhabditis spiculigera, 1302 nucleotides long. The record is from the annotation of a GenBank genome assembly. Lineage: Eukaryota; Metazoa; Nematoda; Chromadorea; Rhabditida; Rhabditidae.